AUCAGAUAUCAGAGAUUGGGUGGAAUCUGAAAAUGGAUGUGAAGAAGAGUUUGAGGGAAGUAGCUCCAUUUGCAGGGGUGAUGAUGGUGGAGAGCUUAGACGUGGGGCUAACCACACUUAGCAAAGCAGCCAUGUCUAGAGGGAUGAGUCACUAUGUGUUCGUCUUCUACUCCAACGCCAUUGCCACUCUCAUCCUCUUCCCUGCCUCCUUCCUCCUCUUUCCCCUGUCAAAUAGGCCUCCUCUCACGUUCUCUCUACUCUGUAGAUUCUUCCUUUUGGGACUCGUUGGGAUAACUCUGAUGCAGACCUGUGGUUCCACUGGCAUAAACUUCAGUUCCCCUACACUUGGCUCUGCUAUGAUCAACCUGGUCCCUGCUUUCACCUUCAUUCUUGCUGUUAUUUUCAGAGUGGAGAAGGUGGAUUUGAGGAGCUCAGGCAACCAACUCAGAAUCUUGGGCUCACUAGUAUCAAUCUCAGGGGCACUUACAGUUACACUCUACAAGGGCCCUUCCAUUGGAACAACACCAUCAUCAUCCCAUUCCUCUCAAAUUCCUACUUCCUCAAAUUCUAAUGCCUUGACAGGGAGCAAUUGGAUUCUUGGAGGUCUGUUCUUAUCAGCUGCAUCUCUAUCUCUCUCCAUAUGGAACACUCUUCAGGCAGCAACUCUUAAGAGGUACCCAACAGAGAUGAUCAUCGUCUCCUUCAGUAGCUUGUUUGGAAGUGUUCAAUGUGCACUAAUUGCUUUGAUCUUUGAAAGAAACCCAACUGCUUGGACUCUAAAACCUGAUUUGGAGCUCCUAUCCAUUUUCUACUCAGCUGUGAUAGGAAGUGUGGUGACUCCUUGUGUGAUGACUUGGUGCAUACAUGAGAAGGGGCCUGUGUUCGUGGCAAUGUUCAAGCCCUUGGGGAUUGGCAUCGCAGCAUUGAUGGGUGCCAUGUUCCUUGGUGACACACUCCAUCUCGGAAGCAUUGUUGGAGCAAUAAUAAUUGUUGUGGGUUUUUAUGGUGCGAUGUGGGGACAAUUAAAGGAAGAAAGAAGGAUUAAAGAAGAAAAAGAUGGUGUUGAGAGCUUGGCAGUGCCCAUUGAGAAGUCCCCUCUCUUACAAAACUACAUAUAAGUAUUAAGUGUGUAACCUAAUAC
Telopea speciosissima is the source of this 1141-nucleotide messenger RNA. RefSeq names its product WAT1-related protein At5g40240-like. Gene Ontology annotation, molecular function: transmembrane transporter activity. The record is from RefSeq and is a predicted model, not a curated record. Lineage: Eukaryota; Viridiplantae; Streptophyta; Magnoliopsida; Proteales; Proteaceae. Gene Ontology annotation, cellular component: plasma membrane. Bases 33 to 1118 code for a protein of 361 amino acids. The transcript is spliced from 7 exons.